AUGGAUCAACUUAGUAUGGAUAUUGAUAAAUGGAAAGAAGAAUAUCCCUUUCUGGAAAAUGUAUGGACAAAGUAUGAGGAAUUUGAGAAACCUGUAGAAGAAAAUGCGUAUCGUGAAAAUUAUUAUGGCCCCACUUGCAAUGUAAUUACAGGGAUAAGGGAUGAUAGUAAAUAUAAUGAUUUCUGUAUGAAACUCAUUAGAAAUUUAGGAGCAUAUUCGAUGGAUCAAGAAAUAAUUAACCCAAGUGUUGAACGUUGUAAUAACAUAUACAGUUGGUUAUACUACUUGAUAAUGAAAUAUAAUAUUGAUAAUGAUUUUAUUGAAAAAUGUUUCCAUGCAGCUAAGCUUCCGAAUAGCGUUGGUGUUCAAAAGCAUAUCUGCACUUACGAUCCAUAUGAAAAUGUUAUUAAUGUAGCAGAUGAUAUGCUAAAAAUAAAUAUUUUUGCUGGCAAUUUUUCCACUAUUAAAAAUAUAUUAAAUGAUAAAACACACACAUAUAAUUGUUUAGGGAGGAAGUUCCUUUAUGAAUGCUUUAAUAUAUAUAAUAAAAUAAACUCUAACUAUUGUUCUAAUGAAAGAAAUAGAGAUACUAUGAAUAUUUGUAAAAAAUUGCACAAAUUUAAGAUUGAAUAUGAUAAAAAUAUACGUACCCUAAAUGAAAUACCAGAAGAAAUAAGAAAUUUAAAUACAAAAGUUAUUCAAUUUACGGAUAAAUGUUCAUUAAAUGAAGGUGAAGCAGAAACCGUGUCUGAUGGGGUUCAUAGCACAAGUAGUUCUGUCCCUCCAAGUGCAACAACAGCUUUUGGUACCGUGGCUGGAGUAUCUACCGCAUUAGCUUUAUUAUAUAAAGUAUAA
This is a messenger RNA of Plasmodium cynomolgi strain B, 855 nucleotides long. RefSeq lists its product as hypothetical. Bases 1 to 855 code for a protein of 284 amino acids. NCBI's taxonomy places the organism in Eukaryota, Apicomplexa, Aconoidasida, Haemosporida, Plasmodiidae. The transcript has 2 exons. The record is from RefSeq and is a predicted model, not a curated record.